GCUGACGCCUCUGCGCCUGCUCCCUCUUCCUCUUCCGUCCUAACACAUCGCCAGCGUACGAAAGAAGACUUCGACAAGAUUCUCCUCGACACAUAUGUGAAUAGAGAUCUGGUGCAUUCCUCAGCAAUCACGGAUGACCAUGACAGUCGCAUAGCACAUUACACCCACAUAAGGAAUGAGCUAGAUGAUUACAAGAAGGUUCGCUCGGAUUACAAGGUGUGGUUUCCUCCCAGUCGACUCUAUGGUGAAGGCUACAGUGGCUAUGGCAAUGGGAGAACAGACGGUCCUACCAGGCUGUUGUAUCCUCAGCACAAGCCUAGGCUUGGACACCGGAAGACUCAAAGGCUCCGGAUCAAGCGCAAGGAAUUGUUACAACAAGCUGAGCAGGUGGAAGAGUUGGUGCCUAUACGACUGGAUAUUGAUUGGGACAAGGUCAGAUUACGAGAUACCUUCACAUGGAAUCUCCACGAUCGGGUCGUAAAUACAGAUCUGUUUGCAGCGCAAUUCAUAGAGGAUCUUGGCUUGGCAGUCCCACCAGCAAAUCCCGUCCUCGACCAAGUCCAGCAGCAAAUACGGGAACAACUGAACGAUUUCUAUCCUCAAGUCUAUAUCGAGGAAGAUGCCUUGGACCCUGAGCUUCCGUAUUCGGCGUACAAGAACGAAGAGAUGCGUAUACUUAUCAAAUUAAACAUAACAAUUGGGCCUACAACUUUGGAGGACAAGUUUGAAUGGGAACUGAACAAUCCACUGAACUCGCCUGAAGAGUUUGCCCAGAGUCUUUCAAGAGAAUUAUCUUUAUCAGGGGAGUUCACAACAGCAAUCGCGCAUUCUAUACGGGAACAAUGUCAGCUAUUCACAAGAGGCUUGUACGUUGUGGGACACCCAUUCGAUGGGCGACCGCUAGAGGAUGCCGAUUUGAUUGCCUCGUUCCUCCCGUCUCCAUUACCAUCCGUUCUUCGACCUCAGCAGCAAGCCAAGGAAUUCGUGCCGCUGUUAUACGAAAUGAGUGAAGCAGAUUUGGAGAGAAGUGAAGUCAUUUGGUCGAGAGAACAGCGCAGACAGAAACGAUCGGUGAACAGGAGAGGAGGGCCGACAUUGCCGGAUCUGAAGGAUAGGCAGAGAACUGUUCGGACUUUGAUCGUAUCUUCGGUUAUCCCUGGUGCCGCAGAUUCGAUAGAAGACAGUCGGUUAUACAAACGUGUGGGUGGUACAGCUGGAAGGAAGAGACCUGGAGCCCGAGACGAUGAUCUUUCAGAAUCAUCAGAAAGCGAUGACGCUGCUCCCGAAUCACCUGCGAUGGCGAACUUGCUCUCUGGAACCGCGAGAACAAGAGGUAUGAGAGGGGCGGCAACAGCAGCACAACAACGUAUGGCAAACAUCGGUAGGUCCGAAACGCCUGAAGCAGCAAUCCUUCAUCAUCAUGAAACAAGAACGUCUGCAAGGAGAUUCGGUCGUGAUGCUCGUGAGGAGAGUAUGGAAAGCUCUAGCAUGAUUGUUAAAUUGAAGAUUGGAAAGGAGAAGUUCAAGAAGUUGUUACGUGAUUUGAGGUCAAAAGAUAGACCUUCGAAUUUAACAUCUACUCCUUCCUACACUCGGGCAACUUCAGCAUUGGGCACUCCGGCUCCGGGCUCCAUGGGGCCUCCUUCAACACCUGGGGUGCAAAAUCAAACACUGCAACCUUCAUCAACGCCAGCACCUCAAGGACAAAUUGGAAGUGUUGACGCACCGCCUCCUCCUGCUCCAGGCCAGCCUGUUCCCGCACCUCCUCCUCCCCCAGCAUGGCUCACUUCAGGUCUCAAUGCUCUUCUAACACAGUAUCCUAACGACCGUUUCGAGGGUGUGAUGCGAUACUCUGCCGUAAAUACAACGACAGAAGCGCCCACAGCGCAACCACCAGCAGGCCAGCCUAUACCCGAUAACGUCAAGUUCAUGUAUCUACCACGGAUACGCUGUCAAGACUGUCCAGGGAAGUUGUACACUCCCGGUCCCGAGACAACUGUUGGCAACUUCGAGGUGCACCUGAAGAAUCGACAACACAGAGAACGCGUCGAGGCUAGGGUAGCUUCGAGUUCUACUGGAGGAAGC
This is a messenger RNA of Mollisia scopiformis, 2085 nucleotides long. Its product is annotated as SNF5-domain-containing protein. The record is from RefSeq and is a predicted model, not a curated record. Lineage: Eukaryota; Fungi; Ascomycota; Leotiomycetes; Helotiales; Mollisiaceae. The transcript is spliced from 2 exons. The annotation marks the transcript as partial. Gene Ontology annotation, cellular component: nucleus; SWI/SNF complex; nuclear chromosome. Gene Ontology annotation, biological process: regulation of transcription by RNA polymerase II; chromatin remodeling. Gene Ontology annotation, molecular function: transcription coregulator activity.